AUGGCUUUAAUAUUAAAAACUGUUUUGUUACUUUUAUUUCAUUUAGUAUACGGUCAAAACACGCAGGACAUUGAAAUUAUUUUAUUACCAUUGUGGAAUGCGGAAGAUAGAUCAGAGGUACCUCUAAAUUUCAAAGCUUUUGAUCAUUCGAUUGAAUUAACAUUACAUAAAAACGGUAAAAUUAUAGCACCUCAAUUUCAAGUUUGGAAGCAUAGUGAUGCAGAUACUCUGGAAGAACUACCGGAACUUAAUAAACCAAUAUUGUGUCAUUAUCUUCAUAAAGAUAAUCUUAGUUCGGCAGCAAUAAGUCUUUGCGGAGAACAUGGAAUGUAUGGUCUAGUUUUUCUGAAGAAUAUUACAUUAGAAAUCAUACCUCUUCAAAGUCAGGAAAUCUUGUUUUUCGAUAAUAUUAAACGACGUUCAGAAACGUUGAGACAGCCUCAUAUCGUCAAAAGAACUUAUGGUCCUUUUAUGUUUUUCAAAGAUGAACUGAAAUAUUACAUUCCGGUUUAUGAUCACUUAAGGAAAAAAGAAGGAAAUCAGAACGGAGAACCACUUGAAAAUAUUUACAAAAAUUACAAGAACGAUGCUUUAACAUUGGAAUUAGCACUGUUCUUUGACGAGACUGGUUAUAAUCUUUUUUCACCUUUUUUUGAUAGAAACGACGAGAAAAUUCUUGAUAUGUUACUAGCUUAUAUAAAUGGAAUACAAGCGGUUUAUCAUCAUCCAAGUUUAGGAAUUGCAAUCGAUAUUUCUCUUGUUAGACUCGAAAUUAUGCAAAAGCAGCCUGAAGAUUUACCGCAUCAUGAUGGGGAACGAGGAAAAUUAUUGGAUUCUUUUUGCAAUUAUGCUAAAAAGAAUAAUCCCGCGAAUGAAUUUAAUCCUAAUCAUUGGGAUAUGGGAUUAUAUGUUUCUGGUUUGGAUUUUUAUGUUAUGGAAGGUGGACAAAAAAAUAGUGCUACUAUGGGAUUAGCUAUUGUAAAUGGAUUAUGUAUCGAAGAAUAUUCUUGUGUUAUUGCUGAAUUAGGCGUAACGAAUCAAUUUGGGAAACCUUUUCCAUCAGCUGGUUUCACAUCUAUUUAUGUAGCUGCGCAUGAAAUGGGACAUAAUUUAGGAAUGCAUCAUGAUUCAACGGGAAACAAAUGUCCAAAAGAUGGCUACAUAAUGUCUCCCAGCAGAGGUAUUAAUGGAGAGACUAUUUGGUCAGAAUGUAGUCGGGAAAUAGCACAAAAGCUUCCAUAUACAAAAUCUUGCCUCAGAGAUAAAUCAAUUCAUUCUUCGAUGAAUAAUCGACUAGAUCAUACAAAGUUCUUUAAUCUCCCAGGAAGAGAAUGGACCGCUAAAAAACAAUGUGAAAUGUUUCUCCGAGACAAGGAUGCCAUGGUGGUCACAUUCUAUAAAGCUUGCGAAUCUUUACAAUGUAAAACUCCUCAUAGAAACGGUUAUUAUUUCGCUGGACCAGCUCUAGAUGGAACUUAUUGCGCACCAGGAAAAGAGUGUCGCGGUGGUGAAUGUAAAAAUAUCUUACAAAUUUAUCCCGGUUUAAAUAAUCCUUCUAUUGAACCAGGUGGAUGGAGUGAGUGGAAAACAGAACCUUGCAAAAGUGGAUGUCUAUUGAAGUCUACCGGUGUUCAAAUAAGACAACGAUUUUGCAAUACAUCAAUACCAAAAAACACAGAAAUUGAUUGCCAGGGAUUACAUUUCGAUAUCAUCCUUUGUAGAGAUGAAAAUCUAUGCAACAAAAAACGUAAAAACAUAAAUGAGUUCGCGACACUAAAAUGUGGAGAAUUCAGUAAAAAAUUGCCAGAAUUGGACGCUAAAAGUAGUGGAUUGCAGGCACUGCACGAGCCCGAAAGACCAUGGAUGGCCUGUGCUAUAUUCUGUCGACGAAAAGACAUAGCAUCUUAUUACACACCGCGUGUGGAAUUAAAUGACCUUGGCCUUGACCCAUACUUUCCAGAUGGUACAUGGUGUCAUACUGAAGAGGGACAAAAUUAUUUUUGUCGUCAACAUCACUGUCUUCCCGAGAAUUUUCAUUUUGAAAAAUUGAAUAACCAUCAAAACGACGAUGCAGAAUUCGAUCCUCAAAAUGCGCUUACAAGAGAAAUUCGUCUUAAUGAUCAAGUAAUCAAAUAUUUGAAUUUGAGGCCUGAUGGAUUACCCUUCUUGACUUCUCUUCCAUACAAUAUUAGAUUUCCACAAGAUGAGAAUGAAUGGAUCGAUAAAGAUUACAUAUAA
Molecule: messenger RNA, 2238 nt
Organism: Apis laboriosa (Himalayan honeybee)
Lineage: Eukaryota; Metazoa; Arthropoda; Insecta; Hymenoptera; Apidae
Gene: stl
Product: A disintegrin and metalloproteinase with thrombospondin motifs adt-2
Exons: 4
Coding region: 1-2238 (745 amino acids)
Biological process (GO): proteolysis; extracellular matrix organization
Cellular component (GO): extracellular matrix
Molecular function (GO): metalloendopeptidase activity
Source: RefSeq, a predicted model, not a curated record